AUGGGCGGGACUCAUACAUUUCCAACGGCAUUGCCAGAUUGGAGCAACCUCGAGGUGCUCCGCAGAAACACGCUUCCUGCAAGGGCAUCCUUCUUCAUCUAUGAUAACGUGAAGGAUGCUCUGACACGUGAUGUUUUGAAGUCGAAAAAACUAUCUCUUUCUGGCACCUGGAAGUUCAACCUGGCCAAAAGCCCCUUUGAUGCUCCGCCGGAGUUCUUUGAACGGACAUUCGAUGUAACUGGAUGGGGAGAUAUCGAGGUUCCGGGGAUGUGGCAGUUGCAGGGCUAUGGAAAGGGGCCGCAGUACACCAACAUCAAUUAUCCAUUCCCAGUUGAUCCAGGUAGUGUAUCUUAUACUGUUAAUGAAACGGGAUGUUAUAGUCGGACGUUCAAUGUCCCAGCUGCCUUCAAAGAUCAUCAAUUAAGGCUGAGAUUUGAAGGUGUUGAUUCAGCUUUUCAUGUUUGGGUCAAUGGAAGAGAGGUAGGUUAUGCACAGGGAUCAAGGAAUCCAUCGGAGUUUGAUAUUACGAAGCUGGUCGAUACGGAUGGCGAGAAUACUUUGGCAGUUCAAGUUUAUCAGUUUUGUGACGGAAGCUAUAUCGAAGAUCAGGACCAGUGGUGGUUGAGUGGUAUAUUUCGAGAUGUCAACCUCCUGGCGUUCCCUAGUGUCCAUAUCCAAGACUUCAAAGUUGAGACUCACCUGGACAAAGAAUACAAGGACGCGGUCCUAUCAGUUAAAGCUGUGACAAACACUGCUUGUACAAUAACCCUUCAACUAUUCGACGCCUCUGGAAACCUCGUUGAAACACAAAAUUCUCGCACUGGCAGUUUUAGCGUUUCCCUGAAGAACCCAAACAAGUGGACCGCAGAAACGCCCUAUCUGUACCAUCUCCUGUUGUCCAUUGAGGACUGUGUUAUCGAGCAGCGAGUUGGUUUCCGUACCUCGGAACUCAAAGAUGGUAUAUUUGUGGUCAAUGGGAAACCAGUAAUAUUCCGCGGUGUGAAUCGACAUGAGCAUCACCCCGACUCUGGACGAGCCGUUCCUUACGAUUUCCUCCAUCGAGAUCUUCUUCUCAUGAAGAAAUAUAACAUUAACGCUAUUCGAACCUCGCACUAUAUCAAUGACACAAGGCUAUACGACCUCGCAGACGAGCUUGGGUUUUGGGUCCUGGACGAGUGUGACCUCGAAUGCCAUGGCGUUGAAAAUAUAGGAGGCAACCCGGCAAGUUGGCUAUCCGACAAUCCGGACUGGGAAGAUGCAUACGUUGAUCGUGCAAGACAAGCGGUGAUGAGAGACAAAAACCAUGCUUCAGUGAUCAUGUGGUCUUUGGGUAAUGAGGCUUUCUACGGUAGAAAUCACCAGGCCAUGUAUGAUUUCAUUCGCGCGUAUGACCCGACACGACUUAUCCAUUAUGAAGCGGAUCAUGAAGCAAAGACUGUGGAUAUUUACAGUAAGAUGUAUGCCUCUUGUGACGAGAUCAUCAGAUUUGCCACACAGUCUGAAACAUGGGAGAAACCGCUGGUCUUGUGUGAAUAUAUACAUGCGAUGGGGAAUGGACCCGGGGCUAUCAAAGAGUAUGUAGAAGCCUUCUACAAGUACCCACGGCUCCUCGGGGGGUUUGUCUGGGAGUGGGCAAACCACGGGCUGAGGACCAAGAAUGCCGAUGGCGAAGAAUAUUAUGGAUACGGAGGGGAUUUUGACGAUGAGCCGAAUGAUGGCAACUUCGUUAUGGACGGACUACUUUUCUCGGAUCAUACCCCAACACCAGGUCUCAGCGAAUAUAAGAAGGCAAUCGAGCCGGUUCAGGUCCUUGGAUUAUCCGGCUCAGAAGUUACCAUUAUCAAUAGAUAUGACCAUAUCACACUAGAUCACUUGAGGUGCGAAUGGACUAUUGUUGGUGAUGGACGUGUGGUGCGAGUAAAGGAGUGCGUGAUUCCAAAAGGUAUUCCACCCGGACGUACUGCAGUGCUUAAAAUCGACGAACUCGUGGAUAGCCCCUCGCCUCCGUCUCAUGAACAGUAUCUGAAGCUUGACUUUAGCCUCAGGAACUGCACUGCUUGGGCUGAAGCGGGACAUGAAGUAGCAUAUGGUCAAAUACAGUUGUCCCCACCGCUAGAUUUUCGACUGCUCAAGGAGCUGAGACCACUGGCAACGGUCAAAUGCAGCCAGGCAUCACCUCAGGUACUUGAAAUCACUGGUUCCAGUACCGUAUGGAGGUUCAACAUCAUGCAUGGCUCCUUAAUCUCCUGGAGCAAAUCAGGUGUUGAACUAAUUCAUACUCCGCCGUAUCUGGAUUUCUAUCGUGCCGUAACAGACAACGACCGCCCUAGCUUUGGCCAAUCCUGGUUUGAUGCCCGCUUACACCAGACAAAAUGUCAUUUUCGCUCCGCAACUUGGUCAAGCAAUCCUGAGAGUGUCAAGGUUGUGGUCUUGAGUCGUAUUGCGCCUCCGGUAUUUGAAUGGUCUGUUGACACAACCUUCACGUAUACGUUCACCAGCGAACAGCUCUCGAUCAAAGUGUCUGGUGUCCCUCGAGGAAAUAAACUGCCCACCACGUUUGCGAGGAUUGGAUUGACUUUUGCCCUCAACAACAUGGAGAAAGCGAAGUGGUUUGGCCGUGGACCAGGGGAGUCAUAUCGGGACAAGAAACUUUCUCAGAAGAUGGGCAACCACUCGGUCUCGAUCGAUGAUCUCUUUACUGAUUAUGAGUUCCCCCAAGAAACGGGAAACAGGACAGACAUCCGAUGGGUGGAGUUUGUAGGAAAGGGACGGUCGUUGAAGGCAUACUUCGGAUCUCUAGAAGAAGCAAGCUUUAGUGCACUUCACUAUACGACGACGGAUCUAGAUGAGUGCAAGCAUCCGUAUGAGCUGUACAAGAGGAAGAAGGAGGAAACGAUUAUCCGACUUGACUGGGCACACCAUGGCCUGGGAACUGGAAGUUGUGGUCCGGCAACUUUGCCAGAAUACCAAUUAAAAGUUGCGCCAUUCGAAUAUGAGGUACUGCUCGAAUGA
Messenger RNA from Amorphotheca resinae ATCC 22711, 3012 nucleotides. Its product is annotated as glycoside hydrolase family 2 protein. Bases 1 to 3012 code for a protein of 1003 amino acids. Gene Ontology annotation, cellular component: beta-galactosidase complex. Gene Ontology annotation, biological process: lactose catabolic process. Gene Ontology annotation, molecular function: beta-galactosidase activity; carbohydrate binding. Lineage: Eukaryota; Fungi; Ascomycota; Leotiomycetes; Helotiales; Amorphothecaceae. The transcript has 5 exons. The record is from RefSeq and is a predicted model, not a curated record.